Molecule: messenger RNA, 6234 nt
Organism: Aspergillus pseudonomiae
Lineage: Eukaryota; Fungi; Ascomycota; Eurotiomycetes; Eurotiales; Aspergillaceae
Product: putative Rho guanyl nucleotide exchange factor
Exons: 2
Coding region: 391-6150 (1919 amino acids)
Biological process (GO): intracellular signal transduction
Cellular component (GO): cytoplasm
Molecular function (GO): protein binding; guanyl-nucleotide exchange factor activity
Source: RefSeq, a predicted model, not a curated record
UACUCCUCACGCAUUAAGCGGCGGGCUAAGCAUUAAAUAACUCUCUACAAUCUCCGAAAGAGGUACACACCUCCAGCAUCACACCGGUGGUUUCGUUGCUAUACUGUCUCAAAUAUGACGCCGUACUGGCGUGGUGCUACCCGGUGAUGAUUGCCUUGUAGUUCCGGCCGGUCAAUCUGCAACCUCAUCUGUGGCCUACCAGCUGUGAACAACGCAUCACAAGCCCAGCACCCUCGAACAGGAAGGAUCACCGCCAACCAUUUCGGUGGGAAAAAUCGUCCUUUUUUAAUUUUUUUUUUUUUGUUGUUGUUGUUGUUUUUGUGAACAGAGAGAACUCAAAAGUAUUGAACGACACAGUUUACACUGACCAUCUGCUUGAAAGAAUGCAAGAUGUCCGGCAGUGAUGUCGAGCACGUUUCUUGCGUUCUGAACGGCAACCCUCAUGAGCUUCGGCGCCAAUCUUCUCCGCCCACCAAUGAAUAUUUUUAUGAUGCCCGGACGGAUGACUCCUUUGAAACAUCACUAAUUGCCUCUUCUCCCGCACCGCCUCUUGCCAGUACCACAUACUCUGCGCAACAGGGUCUCACAGACCCUCCAGUAUUGCCUGUAACGGCAGGCCUAUCCUCGAACAACCGAUCCUCCCCCGACCCUGACGACUACUAUCGCCCAAAUCCACCCAUAUUGGCUGCAAAAGGUGAUACUGCUGGUGGUUCAGGCGAACCUUUGAUGGUUGAAAUCGAUAACACCGAAGUUGCCGAAAAUCACCCGACACAGUUUCAACGAGUGUGUUCUGGGCCAGCGCACCCAUCGAAGUCGUCCGUGGAAAGCUCAGGGCCAUUUCGCUCGCUCUCGGAUUCAUCGUACGGAAACAUUGGGCUUGGAUACAAUAUCGGGGUACCGCCAGCACGGGCGUCGAUAGCGAGGCCAAGGCAGGUCUCUUUUAAGGAUCUCGUGAACAAGUUCAACAACAAUCCAGAUCAAGUUCUCCCACUACCGUCAGCGUCUACAUCCAAGACUGUCAGCCCGGCUAGCCCCACGGACGGAUCAAUACCAUUCAAGACUGCCUCUCGUCUGAGACAAACUCACGAUUCAUCAAUUCAGAAAAAUCCAAUUCCUCGGUGGAAUACGAUAGGGACCUUUGCUCUAGAUAUACCCUCAGAACGUUCUCUUCCUCGGUUGAGGACAAACGAUAUCAACAAUAACCGUCCCGGCUCUUCCGACCAUCCUCAGCGGCCCGCGUGUGGCGGAUCGCUUGCAUUGGAUACGAGUUUUCACAGCUUGGGAUAUGGAUCACCGUCACUUCUGCGCCGUCGAGGUUCUGAAGGGACCAUCCCGAGCCCAAACCCAGCAUUUUUUGACCAUCCCGAAUCAGCACUUGGCUUGACGCCUCUGACUCCGACUGCUUGGUAUCUAGGACAUACGCCGUUUCUAGAGGCUGUUAAUACCACUUCGAACACGAAUACUCACCGAAGGACAAGGAGUGAUUUCGCUGGAGAUCGUCCUGGAGGUGCAGCGGCGUGCCUUUCUGACUUCCAUAUGGCGGACCAGCCCCCCUUACAGCCACACUCCGGGACAUCCCUAGAGAGCCCACAUUCCAAGUCGCGCAUCCCAAUCUCCUCCCGCCGCCUUAAUUCAGCUUCCGCCUCGGGUGAUUCCUCGCCGUCUUCGCCAACAAGAACCGAGCUAGCUUUCGGCAGCCGAUCUGCUGCGCAGAUCGCUUUACCUCCGAAAGGCGUUAGCCGCCUGCCCAAGCCAUCUCCCAGACAGGCGUCUCAUCCCGCCCGUGAACUGACCUAUGAGGGCGAAGCAACAUUUGCGAUAACGCCGCAUGCAAGGCGGGAGGUGGCCCCUGGCAGGGCCCGUCAGUACAUCCCUGAAAAGGGUGCCCUUUUGGAGGCAUACAUAGCCGCUCCUCCCCCGAAGAAGUCGCCCCCUCUGCGAAGUUCACGGCCACGUCAACCCGUCUCACAAACUGCCCAAACGGCGCCAAGUUCUAGAGUGGUGGAAACGGUUUCGAAUUUUCAAAGACAAAUCAACCGUGAUCGUGAGCCACGAAACUCCAGGCUACGAGAGCGACGCCUGGCAGAAUUGGGUAAUGUCGACUUUGCAACCCGACGUCAGAGAAUCCAACAAGCUUUCAAUCGCACAGUCGAAGAGAAUGAGAGAAAAGAAGAGAAAGCAGCGGAGCUCCGACGCCAGGUCAAAGCUCAAGAAGAAACAGAGCAGGCUGUUCGGCCUUCUACCCCCAAAGAACAGUGUACUGGAUUUGCAGACGUGAUUACUUCUGUACAGCCCGAAGAUAACGUGACAGUAAUCGAGGAAUUUGGCGACUGUGGACAUGAAGCGAAAGACAUGACACCAGAAACAGACGCUUCGAAGGCGCAUCCACAGCUUCGCGUCGAUCCAGACGUGUCUGUAUCAGAGAACUCUCGAAAUACAACAGACUAUCAUCCGAUGACGAUGGACUCACCAACAUUAGGCCACUCGGAGAUGAUUUUGAACGGCCAAGGAUUUGAGUCGAUGCCCUGCGACCUGCGACCUGACUCGGCCGCAACAGCAGGGUCCAACGAGACCCAUAUCACCGCAUUUGAUCCAGAACCUCAAGAUGAUCUUUCCAAACAGAAUCUACAUGCAUCGCACAGAACCCUGCUGAGCCAAAUAAUGCGUAUACGUGAUUCCAGCCCUAGCAAUUCAUCGUGCGACGAGCAAGAUUAUGGCUUUUCUGAUAAUGAUGAAAAGGAGUCUAUUCCAAUUGUUCUGAGAGACGCGAUGGCUAUCGAAGAUUCUAUAGACAGCAGUGAGAACCAAGAGCAUCGUGAUAUUUAUAUCAAGCGGGGUACUACCAAGAGCGAACCAGCGAACCGGUGGAGUAUGAGCUCUUGGUCAUCUUCUCUGCACCACGAAACUUCUUCGGGUGGGCAAUGUGAGGGCAGUGAUGACGAUCUCUCUAAUAUACACCACUGCGCCGAGGAUAGCGAGGAGGUUGCUACUCAGUCAUGCUCUGAAUCUUCGAGCACUCCGUCCGUCAUUGGUCAUCAACUUCCCCAUGCAUUGCCCCAGACAGCCCGUGUGGUAACAGAACCAAGUAAAGAAGCUGUAUCACAUAGGAAUCCUUACGGGCCGUCCGACACACCCAGCCUAGUCAGACUGGGUGGAUGGGAUUCUAAGCGUGUGGCUCAGCUCUACAUAGAAGAGCUUGCGAGUGGCAGGAGUCAUCCCCUUCCUAUGCCAGCAAUACGCGCGUCUCCAGAGCCGCCACAUGUCCGGGCUGAGCAGAGAGAUGAAAGAAGAAUUGAGAGUCUGACUGACGAUCCUGUCCUAAUAACGGAAACUGACGGUAUUCCACCCUCAGAACGCAUGCGACAUUCGGCGAGCUUGUUUUUGCGCGAUGACUGGGAGCAUGCGUCUCCAUCAAUUAUGGAUUGGAUGCAAGUAGCCGCCGAUGAAGGAUCAUCGCCGCAGGCCCCCAAAAUUGACGGCAGCCCGGGAGUUGAUGGUGUUCCGAAACCGCGGCUAGUGACUCCCAACGCACAUCCAAAAGAUACCGACGAAGGCUUAGGUCUGGCAAUCAAUGUGCAUCCACCUCAGGAGUUUAAUGAUGACGAUGUUCCACCACCUCCUAUACCACGCCACGACCCUCCAGCUCCACCCCCUGAAACUCAAGAUAGCACUACACAUCGUUUCCCACAGACUUCCGUCGCUCAUCCCAACAUCUUCUCGAACGCCACCUUUGCGCCGCUGGGACCCGUUCAAAGCACCGAUAGCAGUGAGGACUCCUCUCUCCGGCGACUUGAGCCAACUCCUUCUUCGCACACCUUGGAUUCAUCGGCAACCUCGUUGGUUCCUUCGACUUCAGAACAUCCUCGCCCACAAACCGCAUCCCCAUCCCCAGAACAACGUCAACUGAAGAAGCGGCGACAUGUCAUAAAGGAAUUAGUUGAUACCGAAUAUACAUUCGGAAAAGACAUGAAAGUUGUUGAUGAUAUUUAUAAGGGAACCUCCAGUUCAUGCUUAGACCUCUCCACGGAAGAUGUCAAAGUACUGUUUGCAAAUUCAGACCAAGUCGUGCAAUUCUCUAUGGCUUUCCAGGACACUCUCAAAGAGGCAGCGAAAAGUGUUUAUGUAAUGCCUAAAUCCCAGCGGUGGACCAGCCGGCGUAACCCUCGAAAUCCUGUCGUGAGAAACGAUCAAGAACCUUCUACUGGGAGUAGCACUUCAGACCUGGAGAAAGAUAAUGCGACUUUCAUUGGGCAGGCAUUCAUAGCGCAUAUAGCAAACAUGGAGAAGGUCUACGCCGACUAUCUGAAGAACCAUGAUGCUGCCAAUAAGAAACUUCAGACUCUGCAAAAGAACCCGAAAGUGGCUAUCUGGCUCAAAGAAUGUCGGGAUUGGGCAUCCGAUCUCACAACAGCAUGGGAUCUAGAUUCGUUGCUCGUCAAGCCAGUACAGCGGAUCUUGAAAUACCCCCUUCUUUUGAGUGAACUCCUUGAAUCGACACCUAAGGAUCACCCAGACCGUGCUGCUCUCGUUAGUGCCCUUGAAGAAGUUACGAACAUCUCCGUUCGUAUCAACGAGCUGAAGAAACGUGCAGAUGUUGUGGGGCAAGUUGUGGGCCGCAAGAGAAAAGAGUCUGAUGUCAGGGCAGGCUUGUCAAAGGCAUUUGGACGUCGCACAGAGAAAUUGAAACAACAGGUUGGCCUUUCCGACAUGGUUGAAGACAAGGAAUACGAUGCUCUGUCUCAGAGGUUCGGUGACAAUUUCUUUCAACUGCAAGUUGUCAUGCGGGAUGCGGAAGGGUAUACGCGUGAAGUCCAGGGAUCCAUGGACUGUUUUGGUGGAAUUACCAGCGCGAUAGAAGAGUUUAUCAAAGUCGCCCCGACUGCUUACCAUGAAAUUGAGGGCAAAUGCGAUGAGCUGAAGACAGCUGUCCAAGAUGUGAUAACAGAGGCAUUACCCAAGCAUAUCGCUGUCGUUCGUAAGAGCGUCAUUGACCCAAUGGUCACAUUGCUUAAGCUUCAUGAUGGACCACAAAGAGUGAUGAAAAAGCGCGACAAACGCCUAAUGGAUUAUGCCCGGUUCAAGAGCAUUAAGGAACGAGGGGACAAACCAGAUAAGAAAACCAUCGAGCAAGGGGAACAAUUUGUCGCUCUUAAUGAGGCCCUUAAAGACGAACUUCCGAAGCUCUACUCUCUUACCGCUAAAUUGAUGGAGUCUUGCCUGAAAAGCUUUGUCCACAUACAAACGUCGUGGUUUAAGACUUUGCAGGAGAAACUUGGCCCCCUAGUGGAGUCGUUCCCGGACGAUAUCCAGAAGGUAAUUGGUGAUUGGAAUGCGAGUUUCAGCUUCUCUGAGGCACAGGUACUGUCCCUAGGCAUCUGCAAUGGGUCGUUAUUGGCCGAUACUGUCAACCUCGUUAAUUUCAACACUCCCCCAACCGGGGCAACUAUUAGUUCGCCGCGGCGCCCAUCAACUGUCAAUAGCGCCAGCACUCGCGUUGGAUCCACUAUGGAUGAAUCACCUAAAGCUUCCCAUGAUUAUGGCAGUGGAAGUCAUUCUUUCCAAUCGCCAAGUUUUGAUAGCCAGUCCCAGGUCUCUCUUGGACGCAGGCGUGCUGAUUCGACUUUCUCGGGUCGUGCUGCGCCCGAUUCGAUUGAACUACCCCGGAGCCACAUGUUGCAACAAAUUACUAGCUCAUCAGCUUCUGGACCUCAGCCGAGCUCUAACAGAGAGUCUUGUCCAAGCCUUCCCCGGUUGAGCCUGGAUUCUCCAUUCCUCGUCGACGUCAUUGGUGGUCCUUCUGAGAGUAGUGACAGACCAACCGAAGAACAGCCGAGCUCACCUGGCGGUGGUCGGUAUUCGGGCUUUUUCUCUUCUGCAAUGCCAAUGUCGGACAACCCACAAGACAAUGCUCCCCAGGAGAACGAACCACCUAAAGAACCGGCGGUGCUAUUCCUUGCCGCUAGUAUUAAUGAAUUCAACAUUGACCGUGCCCGACGAGAGGCCGGCUAUCCCUACCUGACAUAUGUUGCCGGAGAGAUAUUUGAUGUCAUCGCCGAAAAGGGCGAGCUGUGGCUAGCCAAGAACCAGGACGACCCUACCCGCCAGGUUGGUUGGAUCUGGAAUAAGCAUUUUGCGAAACUCUCAACCUAAUGUCACUAUCCGAUGAAAUUAUUGCUUGUUUCAAUACUGUACAUCUUGCAUGGAGGUCGCCAGCGUCAUGAUGUCCUGGGUCUG